Molecule: messenger RNA, 1418 nt
Organism: Mycena citricolor
Lineage: Eukaryota; Fungi; Basidiomycota; Agaricomycetes; Agaricales; Mycenaceae
Source: the annotation of a GenBank genome assembly
ACAGCUUAAAGGUCCAAUAAAACCCGGCAGGGGGGUGAUUCCAGGCCAGCCCAGACCGACUGCCUCCGCACCCCGCAGCGUCAGCCAUGGCCUACACGAUGUUCCCCUCGCUCGGCAUACAGGCGCUGAUCACCUGCCUCCAUGUCCUCGGAGUCACGAUUGUGUCGUGCUUCAUCUCCCGGCGGCUCAUUCUCGCCGAUGGGUUCUCCGUGCGGGCGGUUCUGCAGCUUCCGUGGGCGCGGCUGUGCACGCUGUUGAUCUUCAUCGACUCGUACCUCUUUCUCUUCGCGUCAACGCUCGUGAUAUUUGGCUUUGGUCUUCAGCUCAAUGCUACGUCGUGUGCGGCCGGGAUAUACCUCUGCGUGCUCUUCUAUGCGACAUCUAAAAUUCUGAUAUACCUCUUUUUGACUGAGAAGGUCUAUGUCGUUUGGGACACCGGGCGUUCGCGAUUCAGGUCGCCGGUGUUCCUUGUGUGCUUCGUCACUGUCGCUCUUUAUCUGGCCAUCGUUCUCAUCAUGUUCUUCGGUCGAAUCGAAGAGUUCCGCCCUGAAGAUGGCGCUUGUAUCAUUGGUCUCAAGCCUACUGCAUCCAUCCCACUCCUUUCCUACGACCUUUACAUCAACGUCCUGCUGACUGGACUUUUCAUGUGGCCGUUGUUACGUUCCAAGCACUCCAGCGCACGGCUCCGGCGUGUGGCAACGAGAACGCUCAUCGCCUCUGCCGUCGCACUGACCACCUCAACGGUGAACAUGACCGUGCUUACUCUCAUGCACGGCCGCCAAUUUGGAUGGCUCUGUCUCGCCUGCUGCUCGUCCGACGUGAUUUUCAACGCCGGCGCCAUCUUCUGGGUCACAGACGGCAGCACGGGCACCGCCACGACGUCCGGCGCGCGCAACAACACCGGCUCCGAGAGCUUCACGAUGUCGGUCUCGCUGCCCCCCACGCCGGCCCGAAGCAACUUCUCCGCGCCGAACAGCCCCGCGCGCGGCGGCUUCCGGCUGGCGGACAAAAGCAUGUUCAAAAUCGGACGCCGGUCGGGCGGCGACAACGGCUCGAUGCUGUCCCCGACCACGCAGGAGUUCCAGAUCCACGUGACGCGGGAUACGGCGGUGAGCACGAGUCCGCUGCCGCACGACGCGCACAAGGGGCUACCCGUGGCUGUCGAGUUGUCGCGCUCGAGCACUAAAGACGAGCUAGAGCGGACCACGACCAAAGACUCCGGGGGCCUAUGAGCAGCCUGCACUGUAUUUUUAUCAUACUUUUUUUUGGCAUUCAGUGCGUAUUUAGUGGAUUCUGGGGUUAUUUGCGGGAGCAGAAGAGAAACAUUCGUUUUACUAUUACAGUCGUUUUAAGUAUUCCACAUUUGUUGUACAAAUACAAUUUUUCGUCGAUAAUUCAUCUUAUCAUGCUCAGUGACC